CUGGAACCAAGGCUUUUAUUGCUGUAGUUUAUUUCCACCCCCUUCCCUCCUGUUCUCUCUCCCUCUCUUUCUUUUUUUCCGCCCUAGCUGGAUCUGUGUUGGAGGAGAGGAGAAGAGACAGAGGAUUGCAUUUGUCUCAUAGUUUUGAAAUCUCCUAACAGCAAGGCCAGCUAAGGGAUUGUACCUUUUUCCUACAAAAAAUACAUAUAUUUUAAACCAAAUCUUUUUUUUCCGGCUAUCUUUGCUUUAAAGCUGUCCUCUUGAAAUUACUCCCCCACCCCCAGGAGAGAUGUCUUAUCAGGGGAAGAAAAAUAUUCCACGCAUCACGAGUGAUCGUCUUCUGAUCAAAGGUGGCAAGAUUGUGAAUGAUGACCAGUCCUUUUAUGCGGACAUAUAUAUGGAAGAUGGGUUGAUCAAGCAAAUAGGAGAAAACCUGAUUGUGCCAGGAGGAGUGAAGACCAUCGAAGCUCAUUCCAGAAUGGUGAUCCCGGGAGGCAUUGACGUGCACACUCGCUUCCAGAUGCCUGACCAGGGAAUGACGUCAGCUGAUGACUUCUUCCAGGGAACCAAGGCAGCCCUGGCUGGGGGAACCACCAUGAUCAUUGACCAUGUGGUUCCUGAGCCGGGGACAAGCCUCCUGGCUGCUUUCGAUCAAUGGAGGGAGUGGGCGGACAGCAAGUCCUGCUGUGACUAUUCUCUGCAUGUGGACAUCACGGAGUGGCACAAGGGCAUCCAGGAGGAGAUGGAAGCGCUGGUGAAGGACCACGGUGUAAACUCCUUCCUCGUGUACAUGGCUUUCAAAGAUCGAUUCCAGCUGACGGAUUCCCAGAUCUAUGAGGUGCUAAGCGUCAUCCGGGAUAUUGGUGCCAUAGCUCAAGUCCAUGCAGAGAAUGGUGACAUCAUUGCAGAGGAACAGCAGAGGAUCCUGGAUCUGGGCAUCACAGGCCCCGAGGGACAUGUGCUGAGCCGACCAGAGGAGGUCGAGGCUGAAGCUGUUAACCGCUCCGUCACCAUUGCCAAUCAGACCAACUGCCCCCUGUAUGUCACCAAAGUGAUGAGCAAAAGCGCGGCUGACGUCAUCGCCCAGGCACGGAAGAAGGGAACCGUGGUGUAUGGUGAGCCCAUCACGGCCAGCUUGGGGACGGAUGGCUCUCAUUACUGGAGUAAGAACUGGGCCAAGGCGGCUGCUUUUGUCACCUCCCCUCCCUUGAGCCCUGACCCAACCACUCCAGACUUUCUCAACUCCUUGCUGUCCUGUGGAGAUCUCCAGGUCACUGGCAGUGCCCACUGCACCUUCAACACUGCUCAGAAGGCUGUGGGGAAGGACAACUUCACCUUGAUUCCUGAGGGCACCAACGGCACAGAGGAGCGGAUGUCUGUUAUCUGGGAUAAAGCUGUGGUCACUGGGAAGAUGGAUGAGAACCAGUUUGUGGCUGUGACCAGCACCAACGCAGCCAAAGUCUUCAACCUUUACCCUCGGAAAGGUCGCAUCGCCGUGGGAUCUGAUGCAGACUUGGUCAUCUGGGACCCUGACAGUGUGAAGACCAUCUCCGCCAAGACACACAACAGUGCUCUUGAGUACAACAUCUUUGAAGGCAUGGAGUGUCGUGGCUCCCCACUGGUAGUCAUCAGCCAGGGCAAGAUUGUCUUGGAGGAUGGCACGCUUCAUGUCACUGAAGGCUCAGGACGCUACAUCCCCCGGAAGCCCUUCCCUGACUUUGUGUACAAGCGCAUCAAGGCAAGGAGCAGGCUGGCCGAGCUGAGAGGGGUCCCGCGUGGCCUGUAUGAUGGACCCGUGUGCGAGGUGUCUGUGACACCCAAGACAGUCACGCCAGCCUCAUCAGCUAAGACAUCCCCUGCCAAGCAGCAGGCGCCACCGGUUCGGAACCUGCACCAGUCUGGAUUCAGCUUGUCUGGAGCUCAGAUCGACGACAACAUUCCCCGCCGCACCACCCAGCGCAUUGUGGCGCCCCCUGGUGGCCGUGCCAACAUCACCAGCCUGGGCUAAAGCCCCUAGGCCUGUAGGCCACCUGGGGAUGGGGGAUGGGACACCUGAGGACAUUCUGAGACUUCCUUCCUUCCAUUUUUUUUUUUU
Peromyscus eremicus (cactus mouse) is the source of this 2095-nucleotide messenger RNA. RefSeq names its product dihydropyrimidinase like 2 (gene Dpysl2). NCBI's taxonomy places the organism in Eukaryota, Metazoa, Chordata, Mammalia, Rodentia, Cricetidae. Gene Ontology annotation, cellular component: cytosol; cytoplasm. The record is from RefSeq and is a predicted model, not a curated record. Gene Ontology annotation, molecular function: hydrolase activity, acting on carbon-nitrogen (but not peptide) bonds, in cyclic amides. Bases 290 to 2008 code for a protein of 572 amino acids. The transcript has 14 exons.